This is a messenger RNA of Rhodotorula toruloides NP11, 681 nucleotides long. RefSeq lists its product as uncharacterized. The coding region runs from base 1 to 681 and encodes 226 amino acids. NCBI's taxonomy places the organism in Eukaryota, Fungi, Basidiomycota, Microbotryomycetes, Sporidiobolales, Sporidiobolaceae. The record is from RefSeq and is a predicted model, not a curated record. The transcript is spliced from 2 exons.
AUGCCCAAACGCCCUCGCACGCCCUCUCCACCCAUUCAGCGUCCCUCACCCCUCGCGCCCCUCGCAACCCGCCUGCGCUACUCGAUCGGGCGAGGAGAACAGGGCGUCUUGACUUUCGAGCCGUACAAGGGCUACCUCCUGCCGCUUUGGAGGUUCAAGACGCCUGAGAUUGCGGAGGAGAGCGCGAGGAGGCUCGAGAGGGAGUUUCAGCGGUUCGAGGAUGAGGGAGACUUUGUGGGAUGCGACAUGGCCAGGAAGUUCAUCCAGAUGGGAAUGACUCGCUCGAUGCGCUACGCGAACCGCGCCGGAGGACGCAAGUACUCGGCCGAAGACGGAUCGCUCCUCCCCAAACCGUCCGACCACCCUGGUGCGAAGGACAAGCUUGCGAGCGCCGCCAUCUUUCGAGAAGUGUGGGAGCGGGUGAAGAGUCGGGAACGGUAUGCGGAUUUGCGGAAGGAGUGGGAGAAGGAGAAGAAGGAGUGGUUGAAGAGCCAUCCGAAGGAGGAGGAGGAGAGCGAGGCGGAGGACGUCAAACGAGAGGAUGGCGAUGAAGUCAAGGAGGAGGAAGACGAAGAGAAGCCGGCGAAGGCGAAGAAGCGGACGAGGAGCGGGGCGAAGAAGGAGGACAAGCUCGCAUCAAAGCGGCGGCGGGUUAAGAAGGAAGAAGACGAAAGUGAUUGA